Messenger RNA from Arxiozyma heterogenica, 3324 nucleotides. RefSeq names its product triacylglycerol lipase (gene TGL4). Bases 1 to 3324 code for a protein of 1107 amino acids. Gene Ontology annotation, biological process: lipid metabolic process. The transcript has a single exon. Gene Ontology annotation, molecular function: triacylglycerol lipase activity. The record is from RefSeq and is a predicted model, not a curated record. NCBI's taxonomy places the organism in Eukaryota, Fungi, Ascomycota, Saccharomycetes, Saccharomycetales, Saccharomycetaceae.
AUGCCUACUGCUAAUAGUCUAGUGUUAUUUGGUAAUUCCAUCAAUCGGGAUGGUGAAAUGACACAGCAUUUAAUUGAACAAUAUUAUGAGUCUGUAUUGAAUAAUAAAUCAAAAGCUAAGAGGAGGAACUGUAGCAGAUCCAUACGUAUUCCAAUUGAAUAUGGUCAACAAACAAGUGCAAACAAGGAUCAACCAUCAAAUGACAACAACAAUAAUAAAGAUCAUAAUGAACAAGGAAAUGAAGGUGAAGAAGAAGAGAUAGAAGUAGAGAUAGAUUUAGAUGAAGAUAGUAAAGAUACAGAAACUUUUGAUAUGGAUAUGGAUACUGAUAUGGACAUGGACCAAAUUGAACCCAUAACAUUUUGGUCCAAAAUUAAGUCACUUUGUUAUAAUAUAUUUGUUGGAGAUUACCAAAAGGAUUUACUUAUUGCCAAACUGCAAUCACAAAGAAGACACUCCAUGUCGUAUGCAGAAUGGAGGCAGUCCGCACUACGAUUGGAUAAUUUAACAAAUAAAAUCAAAUGGAAACAUAAGUUGGAAUGCGGCCUUUAUGAUUACCAGUUGAUUCAAAGUCUAUUACAUAAACUACAAAAGGCACGAUUAAACGAGGAUUAUCAUUAUUUGCUUUAUUUAAUAAGGACAAACUGGGUCAGAAAUUUAGGGAAUAUGGGUAACGUUAACUUAUAUCGACAUUCAUAUAUUGGGACCAAAAAACUUAUUGAUGAAUAUAUUGAUGAAUCAAGAAGAUGCAUUGAAGCUCUAGUUAACAAAUCAGAUUUGGAUGAUGGAUAUUUAAUGGGGAUAUUACAACAGACUAGACGAAAUAUUGGCCGUACUGCAUUAGUGCUUAGUGGCGGUGGUACUUUUGGUUUGUUUCACAUAGGUGUUCUCUCUACCUUAUUUGAAUUAGAUUUAUUACCUAGAGUCAUCAGUGGGUCUAGUGCUGGUGCCAUAGUGGCCAGUAUAUUAUCUGUCCAUCAUAAAGAAGAGAUCCCGUCACUACUGCAAGAGAUUUUAGGCAUGGAGUUCAAUAUUUUUAAAGAUGAUAAAAGGAAAAGUGAAAGUGAAAAUUUCUUGAUUAAGAUAUCACGGUUUUUAAAAAAUGGCACAUGGUUUAAUAAUGAACAUCUUGUUAAUACAAUGAUCUCAUUUCUAGGAGAUUUAACUUUUAGAGAAGCCUAUAACAGAACUGGUAAGAUUCUAAAUAUUACAGUAUCACCAGCAUCCUUAUUUGAACAACCAAGAUUAUUAAAUAACUUGACAGCCCCAAAUGUGUUAAUAUGGUCAGCUGUUUGUGCCUCGUGUUCAUUACCUGGAAUAUUUCCAUCUUCGCCACUAUAUGAAAAGGACCCUAAAACAGGUGAAACAAGAAUUUGGAAUGGUUCAAGUUCCGUCAAAUUUGUAGAUGGAUCUGUGGAUAAUGAUUUACCAAUAUCAAGAUUAUCUGAAAUGUUCAACGUUGAUCACAUUAUUGCGUGUCAAGUCAACAUCCAUGUUGUUCCAUUUUUAAAAUUAUCUGUAUCCUGUGUUGGUGGUGAAAUUGAAGAUGAAUUCAAUGCAAGGUUAAGACAAAAUUUAGGCAAAAUGUAUGAUUUUUUAUCCAACGAAAUGAUCCACAUUUUGGAAAUCGGUAGUGAAAUGGGUAUAGCGACUAACACGUUAACUAAGUUAAGAUCUGUUUUGUCACAACAAUAUUCUGGAGAUAUUACUAUUUUACCAGAUAUGGGAAUGCUACGGAGGAUAAACGAAUUAUUAUCAAAUCCAACAAGAGAUUUUUUGUUGCGUGAGAUUACAAAUGGUGCUAGAGCAACAUGGCCUAAAAUAUCUGUUAUUGAAAAUCACUGUGCACAAGAGUUUGCACUAGAUAAAGCCAUUACAUUUUUAAAGGGGAAAAUUAUUGUUUCCUCUUCAAUAAAGAAUCCUUUACAAUUCAGUGAUUUCCCAUUAAUAAAGGCAAAACAAAAUGGAGGAGACAAACAGAAGUGGAGGGAAGAAGAGAAUAAAGAAGAAGAAGAUAUGGAAGCUGUAGCAGAAAGAUUAGUGUCAAGUUACAAUAAUAACAACAACAUUGGAAAAAACAAUAAAGAUACUUUGAAAAAUCAUGAUCUUUCAAUCCAAGAUACCAUGGAAUUAUCUUUUAAAAAUGCUACUAAUGUACUAGAUGAUAAUUUAUUAGAGACAGAAUCGCCAAACUCUCUAUUAUUGCUGAAUGAAAAUAUUGCCAAUAAGACCUCAGUGACAACUGAUCCAUUAACUGGUAAAGUUAAAAUCCAAACCAAUCCAUCUUCUUCUUCAUCUACUGCAUUAAUUUCCUCAUCUUUAUCUAAUAACAUGAUUGGUAGAAAGGUGCGCCGCAAAUCAGAUUCUGGCAUGGUUACCUCCGGUGGAUACUACUUCCAAGAUCAUAAUAUGAAACCAUUACAGUUUAAUAUUCCAUCCCCAUCAACAGAUAAUAUCCAUGGUUAUUCAAAUAUUCAUAACAAUAUAGGAUUACAUAGGAGAAGAUCGCAACUUUACACAAAAGGAAGUACUGGCCAUAUUUUUUUUCCUAUGGAAAGAAGAUCAUGGAACUAUACAAACCCGAAUAGUAAUACAACUACUAAUACUACUACUAAUAAUAACAAUAGUAAUAAAGUUAAUAGCGCAGAUAUAAAUGCGCAUACUUUUAAAACCGAUAAUCCAAUGUUGUGGUCCUCACCAUCACCUUUAGUUAAUGAGAUGGUUCCUGUAAAUUCUCCUAGACCUAAAUACAAAUAUCGCCCCUAUUUCAAUUAUAAAAGUAGUAGAAUUAAAUCGCCAUUUACUACAAGACCCAAAUCAAAUACUACAGGACAAGUUCACUUUAGUACAAAUGAUUGCAAAGAUAAUGCUGGCAGCAGAGUUGACAGUUACAACAAAAAUGAAGAUGAUAACGUAUAUAGACAAAGCCCAUCGUCAUCAUCUUCUGCUUCAGUAAAUCCAUUUUUUCCUGGAAUGAUAGAGAAUGAUUCACCACAACAGUCACAUAAUGAAUAUAGACGAUAUAGUGUAGAUAUCAGUCCCAGGGGAAGAAAAAACAUUACUCAUUUGACAAGAAGGCAUCAACAUAGCAGAUCGAUUGAAUCACAUAGUGAUUCAAGUAUUGUCACCAAGUCUGCAAUAUCAGCUACAACUAACAAGGAAACAAAGGACGAUAUUUUAUCUUCUUCAUCAUUCAUCAAAAUAAAUGAGCAACAAAAAAACGAAAAUAAUAACCAUAAUGACAAUAAGACUAAUAGAGAGUCAACAAACUCUAUCACAUCCCCUCCUGACUCAUCUCCUGCAUCUCGAGAAGAUUUAGCAUGA